This is a messenger RNA of Nicotiana attenuata, 1278 nucleotides long. RefSeq lists its product as uncharacterized. NCBI's taxonomy places the organism in Eukaryota, Viridiplantae, Streptophyta, Magnoliopsida, Solanales, Solanaceae. The record is from RefSeq and is a predicted model, not a curated record.
GGGAUUCAGAUGAAGAAAACUGAGGACCAUUCUUGAAAUUUGUGGCGCAUAGCAAAUUGUCCAAUAGAUUCUUCACAUAUAUCUUCACAAAAUUCAAGUAUCCUUUAUCUGCCUGUUUAGUAUCUAUAAAAAAAUAAAUACGUGGCUAUCUUCUUCAUCUUUCUUUCUGUUCCAGUUCUUUUUGAACUGAACUCUGUCUUUCUUUAUUGCAUAUAUAUCUUCCUGUGCAGAUGUGACCAGGUCCCUGAUAAGGUGAGCAUAUCAUGGUUGGACAAUGUUAAGGCUUCAGAAUCCACAAGCCUUUAGCAGCUGCCAAUCAUUUCUGGAUACUAGUUUGCUGCAUGAAGCCAUUCCUUGCAAGACUAAAUAUGUCCUUCCUUUGAUUAGUAGUCGUAGUUCUGCUAGCCUUGUGUGUUAUCCUGCUAAAGGAGGCAGCAGUUGUUCUUUCUCUUGGAACUGGCUUAGUCAACUGAAAACUUAUAAACUCUCUCAGCAUGCCGCUUCAUAUAGAUUGCUGUGCCUGUCACAAGAUGCCACUUCACCUGAAAAUGAGUAUCGCUCCUCGCGAAAUAUAGCUAUCAGCCUGUUCAAGAGAUACAAGAAGUUUCUUGAGCGUGGAGGAGGUGACAACCUAAAAGAGUUCAUCAGUGCUGGUGUAAAUGCAUAUGCUUUGGGAUCUACUGAUGAAGGAUUGAGGAAAGAACUGAUUGCUCUGAAGGAAUCUGGUGCUGAAAUUGGAGCCAUGGAAACAUAUGGAGGAAGUACCACCCUGAAGUCCAAGAUCUCAUCUGAGGAGGUUGAUGAGUGUAUUAUGUGGUUGAGCAUUAUAUUCAUCACCAUUCUAUGUACACCUCAACCAACUAUAGUUCGAUGGUCAUCCACACCCUCAGUUUCUGAUGAAAUGAUAGUCCAGUGGAAAGGCUUCUGUGCAAUUAUCGCAAACGCAUACUUUGUGAGAGGAAUGGCAUGGCUUCCAGUGAAGACUCUCCAACUAGAGCAGAUGGCAGUUGCAGGUCAUGCUGAAGAGCCAUCACUUGUUGCUAGCCGGAUGAGACUAGUUUUUACAACUCUAGAGGUUGUGAGUCCACAAUGGCCUAGAGGAUAAAGCAGUAGAUCCAGAAUUCGGACUUCACCAAUAUGAAACAUAGUUCAGCAAGAUAUAUAUGUACAUUUCUUUCCUUUGUCCAUGCUCUGUUAACAUGACUAUUCUGCUAUAUUAUUGUUUGUUUGACAUGCAAAUACUUCAGAGGCUGCUCACUGUCAACUCUUGCUUGAACA